AUGGAUUUUCACGGACCGAUCACACCAACAACGAAGAAUGGAAAUAAAUACAUUAUUUCAUUGACCGAUGUAUUAUCAAAAUUUAUAAUUACAAAAGCAGUCCGUGAUUGCACUGCUACCACUGCAGCACGAUUUUUAAUUGAUGAAGUUAUUCUUAAAUAUGGUACUCCUAAAUGUAUUCUUACUGAUAAUGGUACACAUUUUACAGCUAAAAUGAUGACGGAAUUAUUCAAACAAAUUGGAAUUACUCAUCUAUACUCGACACCUUAUCAUCCCAUGACAAAUGGACAGAUAGAAAGAUUUAAUGCAACAAUGGAUGCAAAAAUAGCUGCAUUAUCAAAUGAAAAGCGAACGAACUGGGAUGAACAAUUACCAUUCGUUACAUUCAAUUACAGCACCACUAUACAUCGCACAACUAAUCAAAUCCCAUUCGAAUUAAUAUAUGGUCGUAAGCCAAUUUUACCGUUUGAUCAACAACAACCAUUAGUUACCUUAUCACAAGAUCCAGAACACAAGACAAAAUUAAAUCAACAUUUAUCUGUAUUAACCGAACAAGCGAAAACCAAGAUUUUAGAACAACAACGCAAAUAUAAAGAACGUUAUGAUCGAUUUCGAACAAACCCCACUUAUAAAAUCAAUGAUAUUAUUCUUAUUAAAACAUUAAACAAAAGAAACAAAUUCGACAUCAGAUAUGAAGGACCGUUUAAGAUUACACAGCAACUCGGGAAAAAAACAUUUAUCGUACAACAUAUUAAGAAGCAUACAUUAGUUCGGCAAGUUACAAUAGAUGUCAUCAUUCCGUUAUACGAACGAAAAAGUAUGGAUUAG
Molecule: messenger RNA, 828 nt
Organism: Rotaria socialis
Lineage: Eukaryota; Metazoa; Rotifera; Eurotatoria; Philodinida; Philodinidae
Source: the annotation of a GenBank genome assembly